UCUUCCACUCUCCCUAAAAACUCUACAACUUACAGAUAAAGAAAAGAACCUUCAAAUGGGAGGCCGAGUCAACCCUUCCACUCUUUGUUUUUGUCCUUCGCGAAGGUCCCUGAAUUUUUAAUCACAGAACUUUCCCAGAAGCCUAAAACCCCACACAAGCCUCCAAACUUUUCAUGCUAAUAAUCAAAGCUUGUGGGUUUUCCUCACUCAAUUGCGGGUUACGCAUGUUGGUCACCGUUAGGUGGUUGUAGAAACGCUCGAGCUUUCACACUGGGAAGAGGAAGAGGAAGAGGAAGAGGAAGAGGGAGGACGUGUGUUAGGACAUCAUCUUUGAUUCACGGGCUUCACUUUUUGCUGUUCUCAACUUGUUUACACUAGUUGGGUUUUCUUCUUGUCUUUUUUUUUUUUUGACAGAAACAGAGCUUUGAGGUUUGCUGUCAUGGGUUCCUGCUUUAGUUCUAGGAUCAAAGCUGAUAGCCCACUUCGUAAUGGGAACUCUAAUAGCAAGGUGUCAUCUGUCUCGGUGCCUUCAACUCCUCGAACAGAGGGUGAGAUCUUGAUGUCCUCCAACUUGAAGAACUUCUUCUUUAAUGAACUGAAAACAGCCACCAGGAACUUUCGUCCUGACAGUAUGGUGGGUGAAGGCGGGUUUGGUUGUGUGUUUAAGGGCUGGGUUGAUGAGAAUGCAUUAACAGCUGCAAAGCCUGGUACUGGAAUGGUUAUCGCUGUGAAGAGGCUUAACCAAGAAGGUCUCCAGGGUCACAAGGAAUGGUUGGCAGAAAUCAACUAUCUUGGACAGCUCCGACAUCCGAAUCUAGUGAAGCUGAUUGGUUAUUGCUUGGAGGAUGACCACCGGCUUUUGGUGUAUGAAUUCAUGCCUCGUGGCAGCUUGGACAAUCAUCUAUUUAGAAGGGCUUCUUACUUUCAACCACUUUCAUGGUCCCUUCGUAUGAAGAUUGCCCUUGGUGCUGCUAAGGGUCUAGCAUUUCUUCACAGUGAUGAGGCAAAAGUGAUCUAUCGGGACUUUAAAACUUCUAAUAUCCUGUUGGAUUCAGCCUACAAUGCCAAGCUCUCUGAUUUUGGAUUAGCUAAGGAUGGACCAGCAGGUGAUAGAAGCCAUGUCUCAACAAGGGUCAUGGGAACAUAUGGGUAUGCAGCUCCUGAGUACAUGGCCACAGGUCAUUUAACCGCCAAAAGUGAUGUGUAUAGUUUUGGGGUUGUUAUGCUUGAAAUGUUGUCUGGAAGACGAGCUGUGGACAAGAACCGGCCGACAGGGGAACACAGCUUAGUUGAAUGGGCCAAACCUUACCUUGCCAGCAAACGUAGAGUUCUCCAAGUUUUUGAUGCUCGUAUUGACGGCCAGUAUUCUGUAGCUGCAGCUCUUAAAGCUGUUAACCUUGCAAUUCGAUGCUUAUCAACAGAACCCAAGUUUAGGCCAAUCAUGAGUGAUGUGGUGAAAUCAUUGGAGCAGCUUCAGGAAACUGAAGACAUGGAGGGUCCAGGACCCUCUCAGAACGAACCUCGCCAAAAUCUCCCUGCCAGUUCAAGUAAUGGUCCCCAAAAUCGAAGGAGAAGUAUGAAUGAAUCCAGCAGUGCAAGAAAAGCUUCUCUUCACAGGCCAGCUGCUUCGCGCGGAAAUUCUUAAGACAUCCAUGCACGGUCUACUAUUACUUUCAUUGAUUCAAAUCAAGUAAAAUGGUGUUUCAUGCCAUAGAGGAGGGGAGAGCGAUGGAGAGAGAGGGAGGAGAACAAGGAGGGCAUAUAUAUAUUGAACACUGUAAUCUUGUAAUGAAUGUGUACUACAUAAUCGAUUAUUGUACAGCUUUUGUUCUGUGAA
This is a messenger RNA of Fragaria vesca subsp. vesca, 1837 nucleotides long. RefSeq names its product protein kinase APK1A, chloroplastic-like. The record is from RefSeq and is a predicted model, not a curated record. Lineage: Eukaryota; Viridiplantae; Streptophyta; Magnoliopsida; Rosales; Rosaceae. Bases 440 to 1645 code for a protein of 401 amino acids. Gene Ontology annotation, molecular function: protein kinase activity; ATP binding. The transcript is spliced from 6 exons. Gene Ontology annotation, biological process: protein phosphorylation.